CCAAAAGUUUUCGAUUUAUGUAAAUUGUAUCAAUCAUUAUUUUGAGUAUAUUAAUUAAAUCUUCACAUAAAUUCAUGCACUAAUACUUUACAAACUAGUGAAACCACCAUUUCAAAAAGACAAAAUAAAACCUUUGUAAAAAUUCAUUAAGACCAUGAGUCAUUUUAUCGAUUUAGCCAAGAGUUAAUAUUUCUCUAUUUAGUGGUGUCGUCACUUAGAAACAUAUAUUACUUACGCAAUGAAUAACCAUUAUUUAUAAAAUAUUUAGUGUUCAAUUCCAAAAUUAGCUUAUGUAUACAAGUUAAGCUUUUCAUAAAAUGUAUUAUACACGAAAGAGAUAACAAAGUAUUGAAAGGUGUACAAACAUAGUUUAAGUACCACAGCAACCCUCUCCGGUUAGCGAAGGAAAGAACAAUUCAGAAAUCUAGGGUUUUGGAAUGAGAAUUUGGGGGGAAAUUGAGAUCACAUUUGGGUAUUGAAAAAUCGUGUUUUGGUGGUUGUUUGGCGUUGGAGAGAUUUAUCUAGGGACUAGGGACUAGGGAGGGAGGGAGGUAUCCGACGAAGACGCCGCCGAUUUGGGUGGGUUCUGGAAGCGAGCCCUCGACUCUCUAGAACAUGGUCCAUGAAAUCGUAUCGGAUAUCGUACCGGAAAAAUCAACGGUAUAAUAUUUUAUGAUAAAAUCGUGAUUUAACCGUAGUUCAAUCGUUAGACCGUUAAAUACCGCCUACCAAUUUAGCCUCUAAUAUUAGUUUUUCGUGAUUGAACCGCCGGUACGCUUUUGUUUCAUGGACCAUGCUCCAGAAACCCCACCACCACCAACUUCGACCCCUCUCUCUCUCCAAUCCCCGACUCUCUGAUUCCAAUAAUCUAAACCACCAUGGAAACAGUAAUGGAGGUUUCCACCACCACCUGCAUCACUACCCUACAAGUUUCUACCACUACCCAAACAACCACUACCCAAUUAAUCAGCACCACAGCCAGCAAUUGCUGAGCCAGGAGCUGUGUUUCUUGAGGGUGAUUCGCGGGAUCCCGAUCUACCACCAAAACCCUCCCACGGCAGCUACCACAGCAACCACCAAUCCCAAUCCUGAAUUCCCUUUUCAACAGCAGCAGCCUCAUCAUCAUCAUCAUCUAAAUAGGAACUAGGAAUAGAAGAUUGGGCUUGUGGCUUAGGGGGUUUACGGCGACGAAGGAAGUGAAGUCGGAGAUCGGGAAUUUCAUCGAAAUUGUCCAUGUUCCGGCUUGGUCGCCCUUUUUUAAGAGAAAGAGGCGAAGUAGAUAAUAAUAUUGAGAGUUUUUAUUAUGUUUAUUUUUUAUUUUUAUUUAGUUUUAAUAAAAAUAUUAGGUGUCAGUGACGUGCAUCUAUGUGGUACUCACGUUUUUGCCACGUCAGCAAAAGUCAAUGUCAAGUUGAUCAUCGUCUGGACAACCGUUAUCUAUAAUGGUAAACAAAAUGGACCUCCACCCUCGCAUGCGAAAAUGGAUUGAGGGUGUCGUUUCGUCAGCUAGAGUUUCAGUUUUGAUUAAUGGAGAGGCUGUGGGUUUUUUUGGUAUGCAAAAAGGUGUGAAGCAGGGUGAUCCCCUUUCACCUUUUCUCUUUAACCUGGGAAUGGAUAUCCUCUCUUUCAUUAUUGACAAACUUAAGGAAGCUGGCUUGUUAACCGGUUUCCGCAUUGAUGAGACGAAUCGGCGGGGGGCUGUUACCCAUCUUCUGUAUGCUGACGACGCAAUAAUUUUCUGUGACGAUAGGGAAGAGGAGGUCCUGAACAUUUUGGCUGCUCUAGUAUGUUUUCAGUGUAUUACGGGACUCAGAGUAAACCUUAGCAAAACAAGGAUUUUCCCUGUCGGUGAUGUUCCAAAUAUCAGCAGACUUAGCCAAGUACUCGGCUGUGAUUGGGAGUUUCUCCCAACGACGUAUCUCGGAUUACCACUGGGUGCCCCCGUUUUUUCCUCAGCUAUUUGGAACCCUGUGAUCAGUAAACUGCGGAACAGGCUUGAAAGCUGGAAGGGAAGUUUUCUUUCUCUCGGCGGUAGAGUGGUUUUGAUUAAUGCUGUAUUGUCCAGUCAAAGCACUUAUUCCUGCUCCCUCUUCCCUGCUCCUAAAGGCGUUGUGAAUGCAAUGGAAAAAAUUCAGAGGGAUUUCCUUUGGUCAGGAUCGAUGGACAAGGAGAAGAUCCAUCUAAUCUCGUGGGACGUUUGCAAGAUUCCGAAACAGAAAGGCGGCCUAGGCAUCCGCGAUUUAGAAACUCACAAUCACUCCCUUCUACUGAAAUGGUUAUGGAGAUUCUCUAGUGAAAGGGAGUCCUGGUGGAGAGAGCUCAUAUGUUUAAAGUUCCCUAGUGCCUCGUCAGAAUGGUCGUCUGGUGACUGUGUCGGGAGUGCCGGUUGUAGUCCGUGGUCGCAGAUAUUGAAAUUGAAGCAUACCUUUUGGAAAAUGGCGCGCAUUGAACAAGGCAGUGGUUGUUGGACUUCCUUUUGGCAUGAUCAUUGGGUCGAAGGUCCUUGCUUGGCGGAGAAGUUCCCGAGAGUGAUGGCCGCUGCUGUCUUCCCGAGUUCCCGUGUCGCUGAUCACCUGUCUUCUGUGGGUGGAAACAUAUUGUGGGAUAUUCCUCUUAAAUUUACUCUUCGUGGGGGGGCAGAGAGGGAGAGAGAGUGCUUAAUGAACUUACUCGAAAUUAUUCCUUCUAUUAAUUUUACUGCAGGUCCUGAGAGGGUGACUUGGUUGCCAGAUGCUUCUGCAGGCUUUAGCGUGAAGUCGGCAUAUGAUCACUUGAGAGCAGACAGGCAUUUCGGAGUCGAGGACUUCCCCUUCAAGGUCGUGUGGCAGAAGAUAAUCCCAAGCAAAAUCUGCACCUUCCUCUGGAUCGUGUUCCACAAAAGACUCCUCACUCGUGACAAUCUCAAGAAGCGGGGAAUUCAAUUACCAAGCAGAUGCCCCCUUUGUGAAAAGGCGGAGGAGAACCCGAAUCAUUUGUUCAUUAAUUGCAGCUUCUCAAAGGAAGUUUGGUGGAGGAUGCGUUCAUUCGUCAGGAUUGCAAGCACUACCGUUGACAAUGACGAUAUCUCAACAAGGAUCAUGCGGUGGUUUUGUCAAAACCCAUCCAGCCCUUGGCAGUGGUGCACUAAGGUCUUCUUACACGCUUUUUGUUGGUCAAUUUGGAUGGAAAGAAAUUCCAGAGUCUUCAAGGGGGAAGCUGUUUUCCCUCAAGUCACAGCUUUCCGAACUGGCUGCCUUAUUGCCAGCUGGGUGUCCGCAGCAGGAAAAGUCGACAAGCAAGUGGUCGAAGCCUGGGUUUUGACCCUCAAGAGCAAAUUGAUUCCCAGGUCGUGAAGAGCCCUCCAGUGUGACGUUUGAAGCAGUAGUUGUUUGCUUUCUUUUUUCUUCCUUUUCCUUCUGUCCAGGGCCUCCUUGUCCCUCUUUAGUCUUUGGUUCUCUCCCCUGUUCUUUCCCUUUAUCCUCCUUUGCGUUCGUUUCUUGCUUUGUUCUGUCCUGUUGAUCCUUGUAUUUUCAGAAUAAUUUUAAUCUAUAUCAUCCUUAACAAAAAAAAAAUGGUAAACAAAAUUGUUAUAACGUAAAAUGACACAAAACUGUAAUAAGUUGGGACACAUUAGAUACUUUAUGACACAAAGUAAGAUUUUCUACUGGUAUUAGCUCUAAAUAUUAUCAUAAAUUCAAAUUUAUGGGAUUUUAGCUUUCAGGUAGUUAAGUUAGACGAUUAUGCAUAGACGUAUAUAAAAAUAAAUAAACAAAUAAUAAGAGAAAGUCACACGAACACUGACAUCAGUUGAGCAAUAAAGCCGGAGUGUAGAAUAUUCUAUCUAGGAGUAGGAUCUCUCAGGGCAGAAGGUGUGUAAAGAGCAUGUGUAGGUCUGUGUUUUUUCUCAUAUAAAUAAACAAUCUGAUUAGAAGAUCUUGCAUAUAGUAAGAAAAUAGUAGUAUUGAAGAAAGAAAUAAAUUAAUUAAUAUAUUAAAAGCACAAGUUAUCUGUUACUAAUUUUACUAUUCCUUAUGAAAAAAACUCUUAACCCAUAAAAUACUGUUCAUCACAUUUAUUAUGUUUUUUUAAUCCAUAUGCCAACCUACGGCCGGAUGCAUCCUACUGAAUUACACAAAAGGGUUUCUUUCUAAUUGAAGUUUUCUGCAUGAUCUUUUCCCAAAUUCUAUUUCAUUAUUUAAGUUCAUUUGGAGUUUUCUGCAUGAUCUCUUCCCAAAUUCUAUUUCAUUAUUUAAGUUCAUUUGAAGUUUUCUGCAUGAUCUUUUCCCAAAUUCUAUUUCAUUAUUUAAGUUCAUUUGGAGUUUUCUGCAUGAUCUCUUCCCAAAUUCUACCACAUUGCCAUGCCAAUUGUAAAGUCCAUUAUUGUAGUUUAAUAUUAUUAGACCAAUAAUAUUAACGUAACAUUGUUCUAUGAAAAAUACGUAAAUUACAAAUACAUCCUCAAUUUUACAUAGAGAUAGUGAUUUCUAAUGUAUCAAUAAAACAAAAAGUAAUACGGGAAGUCUUCAUAAUAAAGUAAAUCGUACGGAGGGAUAGUAAUUUAUUAUAUGUACAAAUUAAAAAAAUCAUAUUAUGUAACUUCAGCAAUAUUAGUUUUAAUGAAAAUGUAUUUACUAUUAACUAAAUAGUUGAUCAUCUCAUCAAUUUGUAUUACACAAAAGGUUUUAUAAGGUCCCUUAUUUUUACAUAACGGUUAAUCAAAUGUGAUAUUUUUUAUAAUUUAAUUAUUUAUUAUUAACUAAAAUUUCUUUAAUAUUCACCAUCUCAUAGAUUGCAUUACGCAAAAGUUCCAUAAGGCAUGUUAACUUUUACGUAGUAGUUUAAUCAAAUGUGAUAAUUUUC
Messenger RNA from Linum trigynum, 4839 nucleotides. Lineage: Eukaryota; Viridiplantae; Streptophyta; Magnoliopsida; Malpighiales; Linaceae. The record is from the annotation of a GenBank genome assembly.